ACUGUUGGUGUGCAUCGCUGCUGCGAGGAGUGGGGCAUUCUUUUCGAUUUAAUUACAUUUCUGGAGUGAGCUGAAAAUUAUUUAGGUGGUCAAGGGAAUAAUUGACAUGUCUGGAGUGGUUUAGUGUUUAAUAUCUGUGUUUUGAAUUCCAACAUCAAGUUUAAAACAGGGAAGGAGGCCGUAGACACCUGUUGAACUGAAAUGGAGCCUCCAACCGAGUUCACGGCGGAUUCCGUCCGUGACUAUAUUCUGAGCAAGGGUGGAAAAGUAACAAACCAUGAACUAGUGAAACAUUUCAAGCCGUUUCUCACUGAUCCAGUAAUGAAAGACACGGCGCGCACCCAGUUCAAGGAGUACGUCAAUAUGCUGGCCAGCAUCAAACUAGAGGACGGUGAGAAGUACCUGGUGCUGAAGAAGAAGUACCGCCAGGGCCUGUUGGCCGAGGUGCUGAGCGACGUCGGCUCCGAGUACAGUUACGUGUCGCAGAGCACGACAGGCAGCACGCCCGACCCGCCCGACCUGGGCCUGCCGCCGCCGCGCGCCCCGCCGCCGUACCGGCCGCCGCCGCCGGCGCCUGUGCCGGCUCCGUUCCCCGGGCCGGCGCCGUACCAGCCGCCGGGCGCGUACAGCCCGACGUACCGGGCCGUACCGGCGCCGGGCGGGCCCCCGCCGGGACCACCGGGCCCCUAUGGUGGUCCCCCGCCGGGGCCGUACGUCGGUCCUCCCAGCCCGGCCGCCUCGCGCAACUCCAUGACCAUGGAGCGGAGUCCGGCGCUGGACGAAUACUACCACGUCCCCGAGAGCCGCCCGCUGGCCGACCCGCAGCCUGUCGGCCUGCCGCCCGCACCGCCGCCCGAGCUGUGGGCCCGCUCGGCACCGCGCCGGCCCGCCGAGCAGCCGCCGACGCGCCGCCAGGCCCCGCUACCGACACCGCCUCCACCGCCGGCUGAGCCGGCUGAGUGGCGGCCGGCGCUCCCGGUGGACCGACCGACGCCCCCGAUGGAGAGAGCGGCGCCCCCGAUGGAGAGACCGACACCCCCGACGGAUCUCCCCGUGGAGCGGCGACCGCCGCCGGCCGCCGAGCCGAGCCCCGACCGACCGUCACCGAUGGACGGCGAGCCGGCGCCUCCCGUGCCGCCCCGCCGCCGCUCCAUGGGCAAAGAGAACCAGACACCACCGCCGGCGGACGCUGCGUCCUCAGCAGAGGCCGAGGCUGCCAGAGAGAGUGCUGCCGAGGAGGAGCGACAGAAGAAGAUCAGCGUCAAGGAGCAGACGCAGAAGUUCAACCGGAUCGCCUCGGAGUCUCAGAUCCUGCAGCCGAAGCAGCUCAACAAGCGGCGCGACAGAGGCGACAAGACUCCAGUGGAUGACGAGGAUACAUCUUCUACAGCCACGUUCGAGGGCAUCAACAAGGACUGGCUUCUGGUGAGCAGCUCCUGCAAGUACAUGGAGAUUGUGCGCAUGCUGAAGGACAACCCGAAGCUGGCCAAACACAAGGACUUCAUCACGGUGAGUACCUCACGCUGUCACGAGAGCUCCCUGCACGAGAGCUCCCUGCACGAGAGCUCCCUGCACGAGAGCUCCCUGCACGAGAGCUCCCUGCACGAGAGCUCCCUGACACACUUUGCCUCGUGUUGCAACGACGGGAUCAGCGUCAGCAUGUUCCGCACCUUCUUUUGGGGCAUGGGUCACGUCCUGUUGGACAUAGUCAACUCCAGCCUGACGACCAGCAACGUGCCCGGCCCCUGGAAACAUGCAAUGGUAACGCCAAUCCCAAAAGGACAAGGACCAUCGGAGCCAGCAAACACUCGCCCGAUCUCCAUCCUGCCGGCGAUAAUGAAGGUUGUUGAGCGGGUCGUCCAGCGCCAGCUGGUGCAGUACUUGGAGGCCAACCAGCUCCUGUCAACCACCCAACAUGGCUACCGCAGCGGCCGCAGCACCGAGACGGCACUCAGCGUCAUCACCGACCGUGCGCUGGAGGCGAUGGACGCUGGAGAGGUGUCGAUCCUGGUGCUGUUGGACCUCUCCAAAUGUUUUGACGUUGUGCCGCACGGGAGACUGCUGGAUAAGCUCGCACUGUAUGGGGUAGAUACCGAGUGGUUCGGCAACUACCUAAGCGGACACACUCAGCAGGUGCAGAUGGCCAGUGGUGACGGUGGAUAC
Messenger RNA from Amphibalanus amphitrite, 2163 nucleotides. RefSeq names its product fibrous sheath CABYR-binding protein-like. The transcript is spliced from 7 exons. The record is from RefSeq and is a predicted model, not a curated record. The annotation marks the transcript as partial. Lineage: Eukaryota; Metazoa; Arthropoda; Thecostraca; Balanomorpha; Balanidae.